Messenger RNA from Hipposideros armiger (great roundleaf bat), 7459 nucleotides. It is a transcript of the gene SLC7A1, whose product is annotated as solute carrier family 7 member 1. NCBI's taxonomy places the organism in Eukaryota, Metazoa, Chordata, Mammalia, Chiroptera, Hipposideridae. Gene Ontology annotation, cellular component: plasma membrane. The transcript has 16 exons. The record is from RefSeq and is a predicted model, not a curated record. The coding region runs from base 981 to 2870 and encodes 629 amino acids. Gene Ontology annotation, molecular function: L-ornithine transmembrane transporter activity; L-lysine transmembrane transporter activity; L-arginine transmembrane transporter activity. Gene Ontology annotation, biological process: L-arginine import across plasma membrane; L-ornithine transmembrane transport.
CUCAAAUCUUUCACUUUUGGAAAAGGACAACGGGUGUCAGCUCCCUGGGCCCGCCGGUCGGGGUUCGGCAUGGUCCAGUCUGCAGACCUCGUCCCGGCCCGUGAUCGAGGCUGGGGGGCGGGAGGAUGGGGUCGUGUCGCGAGCACCGCCCGACAGGGAAUCCCAGGAUGAAGCGUUGGCGCGCGACCAGCUGUCGCCCCGCCCCACGCCCGCCCCCAUUGGUCAGUCUCGCUGUGACGCCAAUUGUUGCCAGGCCCAGAGGCGGGGGCGGGGCGGGGGCAGGCGCGGGCGCGGGCGCGGCUGAUGAAACUGCGCGCCUAAUCGCAACCGCCCGCCAAGCUCCAUUCAGUCCACGCGGGCAGGUGUGAGCGGGCGUUCGCUGGCGGGCGGGCGCUUCCACCGGCAUCAGCUAACGGCAGCUCCACUCCGGCUCUCUUUGCGUGUCCGUCCAUCCAGCCGUGGUCCUGCCUACAUCCCGCCGCACGCCGGUUCGGCAUUGCGAUGAGCAGCGUUGCAUGUGUGAAACUUUGCAGUUGGGCCUGUGAAUAAUCACGCUGCUUAUAACACUUGUCACCUUGGCAGAGAGGGAAAAUCCAUCAGCUAAGGGAACGUGGCUUGAUUGCUCAGCAAAGCAGCCAGGAACCCCCACCCGGCAUUCCUGUCUCUUCAAACUUGGCAUCGUUUCCAUGUCACACGCAGAGUGAAUGAACCUCAAGCAAACUCCCUUCAGCACUGAGAACCCAGAGUUGGGCCGUCCCCAGAUCUGUGAUGUUGGGGAGGAUGGCCUUCGCUGGCCUGUCCCAGUGCACAGCAAAGGGUUCUGUGGCCUUCGGAGGAGUAUUUGGCAUCUCAGAGGAAGGAUGAAUCAUCAAAUUGAGCCUGAAGCCCCCGUCUCAUCCCUCCUGAGACAUCUUUGCUCCAAGACCCAGGCGAUCAUUGGGUGACGAGGCCGCGCAUCAUAUUCCAGACUCGACGGCACAAUGGGCUGCCAGGCGCUGCUCCACGUUGGCCAGCAGAUGCUCAGGCGGAAGGUGGUAGACUGCAACCGGGAGGACAGCCGGCUGUCCCGCUGCCUGAACACCUUUGACUUGGUGGCGCUGGGCGUGGGCAGCACGCUGGGUGCCGGCGUGUACGUCCUGGCCGGAGCUGUGGCGCGUGAGAACGCAGGCCCUGCCAUUGUCAUCUCCUUCCUGAUCGCCGCGCUGGCCUCAGUGCUGGCUGGCCUUUGCUAUGGCGAGUUUGGUGCGCGCGUCCCCAAGACCGGCUCGGCCUACCUGUACAGCUACGUCACAGUAGGGGAGCUCUGGGCUUUUAUCACCGGGUGGAACCUCAUCCUGUCCUACAUCAUCGGUACUUCAAGUGUGGCGAGAGCCUGGAGUGCAACGUUUGACGAGCUGAUUGGCAAACCCAUUGGGGAGUUCUCGCGGACACACAUGGCUCUGCAUGCCCCUGGAGUACUGGCCGAAAACCCAGACAUCUUUGCUGUGAUUAUAAUUCUCAUCCUAACAGGACUUUUAACUCUUGGUGUGAAAGAGUCAGCCAUGGUCAACAAAAUAUUCACUUGUGUCAACGUUCUAGUCCUGGGCUUCAUCAUGGUGUCAGGAUUUGUGAAAGGAUCGAUUAAAAACUGGCAGCUCACGGAGGAGGAUUUCCAGAACGCCACCGGUAGCCUCUGCUUGAACAAUGGCACAAAUGAAGGGAAGCCCGGAGUCGGUGGGUUCAUGCCUUUCGGGUUCUCCGGUGUCCUGUCAGGAGCGGCCACUUGCUUCUAUGCCUUCGUGGGCUUUGACUGCAUCGCCACCACAGGUGAGGAAGUCAAGAACCCUCAGAAGGCAAUCCCCGUGGGCAUUGUCGCCUCCCUCCUGAUUUGCUUCGUUGCCUACUUCGGAGUAUCCGCCGCCCUCACGCUCAUGAUGCCAUACUUCUGCCUGGACAAGGCCAGCCCUCUGCCAGAUGCCUUCAAGCAUGUGGGCUGGGAAGGUGCCAAGUAUGCUGUGGCCGUGGGCUCCCUCUGCGCGCUUUCUACCAGCCUCCUGGGCUCCAUGUUCCCCAUGCCUCGCGUUAUAUAUGCCAUGGCUGAAGACGGGUUGCUAUUUAAGUUUUUGGCCAGAAUCAACAACAGGACCAAAACACCCAUCAUCGCCACGCUAACCUCAGGUGCCAUCGCUGCUGUGAUGGCCUUCCUGUUUGACCUGAAGGACUUGGUGGACCUCAUGUCCAUUGGCACUCUCCUGGCUUACUCUCUGGUGGCUGCCUGUGUGUUGGUCUUACGGUAUCAGCCAGAGCAACCUAACAUGGUAUACCAGAUGGCCAGAACCACCGACGAGCUGGACCAAGUAGACCAGAAUGAAUUGGUGAGCACCAGCGAUUCCCAGACAGGCUUUUUACCAGAAGCACAGAGGUUUUCUUUGAAAACUCUACUCUCACCCAAAAACACGGAUCCCUCCAAAUUCUCUGGGCUAAUUGUGAACAUUUCAACCAGCCUCAUAGCAAUUCUUAUCAUCAUCUUCUGUAUCAUGGCUGUGCUUGGAAAGGAGGCCCUGAUAAAGGAGGAGUUGUGGGCAGUCUUUGUACUCAUUGGCUCUGCCAUCCUCUGCUCAGUGGUCACGAUCAUCAUCUGGAGACAGCCUGAGAGCAAGACCAAGCUCUCGUUUAAGGUGCCCUUCCUGCCGGUCCUCCCUGUCCUCAGCAUCUUCGUGAACGUCUAUCUCAUGAUGCAGCUGGACCAAGGCACAUGGGUCCGGUUUGCGGUGUGGAUGCUGAUAGGCUUCCUCAUCUACUUCGGCUACGGUGUGUGGCACAGUGAGGAGGCGUCCCUGGCUGCUGGCCAAGCGAGGACUCCUGACAGCAAUUUGGACCAGUGCAAGUGACGUACAGGUCCAUCCCCCAGAGGUGACAGCAGCCCUGAGGGACGCCCACGGACGACCCGGAAGCAUCUGGCUCUCCCCAGCAAUGCAACAGGACCCACCUGCACCCACAAGGCCCCCAUGCAGCAGAAGGCUCACUGCUCAAGCUGCGUCCUGAGCCCACCGCUCGUGGGGCUCGCCCCAUCUUACUCACGGUGGCUCACCAGGCCCCGUCACCUCUGACGGCUCCCUCGCUGGGGCCGCUCGGCUGUGGCUGACCACUGUCUCCUGACCUCCCUCUGAACAAAAGAAAGCAGCUCCUCUCCUCAUCUGCUGUUGUGGCCCUCAGCAGAAUGAGGUCACCUCCUUAUUAAGUGGGAAGCCAGGCCUCGUCCCCAGGCACCGUUCUGGUAUUGAAAACGCACAGACUCCAAACUCUUAGUACCCAUCUCACUGCUCAGCCCCAAACAGCAAGCCAUAGAUGCAAGACAAGUACCACAAAAUAGUAUGUCCCCACAGUUCCACUGCAGAGCCAAAGGCCAGUGGUCUGCUCUAGAGGAAAAGCAAGGCUGGUUUCCUUCUGCCUCUGCCCUCUGCGUUGCUUCCAGAAGGGGUCUUAGAACUGUGACCCCUUCUCCACUUGGUCUCCAGGCAGGAGCUCCGCUCUGCUGCCUUGACAGACCCCAGCCCACUCCGCUGCAGGACUGAGGGCAGACGGGGAAGGGACCGCCACUAUGGGAACAAGGCGGGGCCGGAGAGGGCUGGCCUCGCUCCAGUUGUGUGCACACAGGGCACCUCCCUCAGCCACAUUCCCUCCAAGUCCGGCUGGUUCCUGCUGCUUCUGGCAUCUCACCCCUGGCUGUGUGUCCUGAGUAACUGGAACAUGACGUUGUAUUUAAGGAGGACCGGCCUCAGAUGAGCAGAGCUCAGAACACCAUUUUCCAUGGCUGUCUGCCAUUCACCAAGUCCUGCGGUCAGUGUCUAGGGUCUUGUAAGGUCCCCAGGACAGGUGUGCACUCAUUCUGAGGUGAUGGCGACCAGUCCUCUGAGCCCCUCGUGGCCCUGACACGAUCUCUGUGGCCCCUCUCUUACGCGGAAGCAAACUGAGUCCUGUGAGUUGCUGUGAGUCACUCCACCACAUUAAGUUGGCACUUAGCUUUAACUUGGAAAAUGGCCAGAUAGUUACUCCAUGCCAUGAGCCUGCUGUCCAGCGUGUGGGGUCCACACGUGAGACAACUCGUCUUGCUGUCAUCUGAAUGCCGUGGGCUUGUAACCCUGCCCCGACCCCCUGCCUGUAGGUCUGCACACACAGCCCACUGCCCUCUGGCGCUCACACGUCUGCACAGGUGGGAGCCAGAGGAAACGGGAAUGCUGGCCGUGCCUUCCUCCAGUUAGACUGUAAUUCAGGAGGCAGAAGGGCCCACGUUGACAGGAGCUGAGGGGGCAGGUGUUUUAGACACCACGGAAAAUGUACAUGCUGCUUUCAAAUUUAGUUUCCCAUUUAUUUCCCUCCUCCUCCCAGCCUUUGGCACAAAUCUGGUAGAAAGAAGUCUGAUAAAUUGACAGCGCUUGUCUUUUCUCCCUCUGCCCCUGGAGGUUCUUAGAGAAAAACGCAUAAAUUAGUGAAACGGGCUUCUCUGGCAGGUGGGUGGGCAGCCCUGGGGCCGGACCACCCUUCAGGAUCCUAAGAGCCCAAAGUCUGGAUUUCCAAAGAAGGGUAUUUAAAUUUAUAUAGAUUGGUGCUGUAAAAUAUUUUGAUAGAUAUUAACUUAUUUUGUUUGGGUUGUGUGCUGUCUUGGUGCCUGUUAGUUAUUUGUCUGCUUGAUCUGCCUGAUAUUGUUCCACAUAAAGAGAAUUUUGAGGGAGAGUGUGUCUAAGAAAGUUGGAGAGGAGAGAGAUUUUUUUUUUUUACUUUAAUUUCUCUUUCUGGCUGAAAUUUCUGUGCAAGACAGCACCCAACAGACUGGUUACAACUGACAUUUCAGCUGGCAACAUCCAUCCUUCUACAAAGUGAAAAGGUGUUUCCCCUACACUGUGUCACGAAUGAGAACCUUCCGGGCGUCUCCUUCCUCAGCCCAGAGCAGGAAGGUGCUCAGUGCUAAGGAAAAGCCGGGCAGCCUCCCGGCACAGCAGGAACGCCCCCCAUAUGGGAAGGGACCCCAGGGAGACAGAGACAGACAGGUCUCAUGGUCCCUGCGGUCCUGUUGAGAGUAGUUUGCUCUUUUCUGUAUGAGGACAGUCAUGGAAGGAUGGUGUUGAGGCUAAGCCUCUCGAUGUGAGUUGACUCUUAUACACCCCCUAUUCCUGCACCAGAAACACACACACACACACACACACACACGCAGAAAGAAAACGCACCCAAACGGUUUCAGACAGUUUCCCAUCUCCCCACACCCGCAACAAGAAUAGAAUUCUGUUUCACAGCCCAGCCAGUAUUUUCCUACAUAGUCAGAAAUUCCAGACCUCCAGAGACACACCCUUUGGAAAUAUUGUGUCUAUGCUUAUCUUACAUUGGAAAGACCCGUUUGUGAUAAGGAGCACCCUUUCCUGCCUCCGUAGGCCCCGCCCCAGACAAACCAGAGCCCCAGGACCUCUGCUGAAGGGGGAGGCUGAAAGGAGUCUGCAGGGAAGCAGCCGGGCCCCUGCGGGCCUGUGAGACAAGAGCCGCUUCCAAGAGGGGGGCCCUCGGCCUCUGCACAGCCCCCACUCCACUCAAUCACACACCCUCAGCCCAACUUUGGGCUGGAUUUGUUUUAACAAACUAAGUGAGUCUGAACAAACCCAGGCUGUUUGGGAAAGACUGCUAAAUGUAUGCUGUUAUCAGAAGUCCCCACAUCUUCCCGCCUUCGGUUUGUCCCACUGAGUGUAUCAGGCAGUCAGCCUCCUGGUCCCAUGUGCUGACUUGUGGUUUGGGCACCGCAGGCCUCCCCCCUGCCGUGUGCCCACCCCCAGCUCCCAAGGCACUGAUACUGCCUUCUGCGCCUGUGGCACAGCCUGUGCUCCACCUGGGGGAGGUGCCAGGCCCAGCCAGAACCCUUAGCCACUGCAUUUGCUGUGCUUCAUGUGCAUGGGGGCGGGGAGACUGGCGGGAACAUGGGUUCUACCAGGUCUCCUCCCCUCCACCCCUGCCACUAAGCAGGCAUUCUGAAUUGACUGGGUUUUGCUGUCCCAAAUAGGAUGGCCUGUAGCCUAACAUUGGAGACAGAGCUCAGGACACGGUGGGAGGCUGGGUUCCUUGAGUGAGUGGAUGUGCCUCAGAAAGAUCCCGCCCAGAGGGUAGGUGAGCUCACGGGUAUUUUGGGGGCCUCUGCCUGGCUCUGCCAGGACCAAUCUUAUGAUUUCAAAGUCCCACUAUUACGCAUAUAACAAGAGCUGUCUGCAUGAAGACAGACCCCAUGACCAGUGUGUUCCAGGAUGGAUGGAGAGGCGUGUUUGUGGGCACGUCCACGCUCUGGGGCGUAGGUGUGUGACGUGUGAAGUGUUCGACUUCACCUCCGAUGGAGCUAAGUGUGUGUUAUGUAUAAUUGUUAUGUAUAAUUUAAAAUAUGUUUGCCAUCGUAAUGAGAGUAUUGUAUGUAAGGCUCCUUAGAGGGAGCGAGAUGUACAUUUGGCCAGGCUCGCUUGGACGUUUUUGGUAAUGAAAUGCUGUAUUGAUUCAGUGGUGCAAGAAGCUACACUCUGUUUCAUCAUCGUAGUUAUGAUGGCCGAUGGAUUUUUAAAGAAAAGAGAAAAUAUCAGCUGACUUGCAUCUUCAUCUCCAUAAUCCAGAGUCUUUUUGUGUCCAUUGCUUCGUUGAGUGGUAGCGCUCUCUUUCAUGGGGGACCUGGACUGGCCAACGGUCUCGGGGCGUGGCUGUCAAGGAGCCGCCCUGGAGCGUCUGUGAAGCUAAGCUGCUGGCUGGGAGACCACAUGAGAAGGAGGCCUUGGCUGUGAAGUCCACCUCGAUUUUCUCAGGGUGUGAGCGCGUCCAGCAGGGUCAGGAAGCAGGGCUGGGAAGAUGCACUUGGACUUUGUUAAUUUAUUAACAAUAUGAUUGUGUGUUUCUUGAUGACAAACUUUUAAUUUUGGCACUUAUUUUCUCAUUUGAGAAGUUAUAAUAUAUAUUUAAGGUAAGUUUCCUGCUUAAGUUGUGCCUUUCAGCGUCCAUGGGUGUGAGGAGCACAAAGGGUGAUGACCCAAGAAGGGUCGGUUUAUUAUCAAACCUGAAUAGCUGUGGUUUCUCCAGCAGACUUUUUUUUCUACUGAACUUGGAGCCAUUAUUAAAUGAAUUGUGUUUUUAUUAUGUAAAUUAUGAAAUAUUUUUUGCUUGUUUGAUGCUCUAUUUUUCUAAUAGUUUUCUUAUAGUUGCUUAUAAUUGUGAUACUAGAUUUUAGAUUUUGACGCUAACUGCAAAUUAGGUUGGUCUGUGCUGGUCCCUCCUGUUUUUAUUUUAAGAGCAAGCAUCGUUACCCAUCGCCUUUGAAAAAUGUGAAACUCCGCUCUAUCCCAUUUUUGCUGACAACAUUGUACGUCGACAACCCUAUCAUGUUUUAUGUUAUAAAAUCCGACUGUUUUGUGGUACACUAGCUCAUGCUUGUGCAAAGUCUAAUAAAUUCUGCCGAUGGCUUCAGUGG